Periophthalmus magnuspinnatus is the source of this 1124-nucleotide messenger RNA. Its product is annotated as probable E3 ubiquitin-protein ligase TRIML1. The transcript has 6 exons. Bases 1 to 1095 code for a protein of 364 amino acids. NCBI's taxonomy places the organism in Eukaryota, Metazoa, Chordata, Actinopteri, Gobiiformes, Gobiidae. Gene Ontology annotation, molecular function: protein binding. The record is from RefSeq and is a predicted model, not a curated record.
AUGGGCUCAGAAGCUUUGGAGAAGCAGCAAGAAGACCUCAAAAAGCGACAGGAAGCAGUGAAAUACAGGCUGAGGAAACUGUCUGCUCGCCAGUCUGAGAUCACAAAACAGUCUUCCUCCAUCAGAGAGAGUAUCAUACUGAAGUACCAGGAGAUGCGUGAUGUUCUGGAUGAGGAUUUGAGGACCACCCUGUCUCAUUUGGAGAUGGAGGAGCGAGCUGCUGUCUCUGCUCUGGACGGCUUCAUGGAGACAAACUGCUCUCUGAUCCAGGAGAUAGAACAGGAGCUGGACAGACUCACGCUCGCAAUGGAACAAAUACAACUGCAGCCUCAAACUAUGUCCUUCUUUAGUAACACCGAGCUGGAGGACAUAGAGGAUAGAGUAUUGGAGACCCUGACCCUCACCGACCCCAGCCAUGUGACUCUGGACCAGGCCAAAUCGGAGCAGAUCCAGAAUCUAACCCACAACCUGCUGCAGCUCAUCCAGUCACAGACGCCUCUUAUCAAGAAGCUACUGCACAGCUACUCCACUGAGGUCCAUCUGAACCCUGACUCCGCCCAUCCCAAACUCCGCCUCUCUUCUGGUGGGGACAGUGUGAGCUACAGUGACACCUGGCAGGACAUCCCGGACCACCCCACCCGCUUCGACUCCACCCUUUAUGUCCUUAGCACCCAGGCCUUCAGCUAUGGACGCCAUUACAUUGAACUGGACGUUAGCGGGAAGUCUUACUGGGAACUGGGUGUCACGUACCCCACCAUACCGCGUAAAGGUCCCAGUGAGGCGUGCUGGUUGGGGAGGGGGGAGGAGUCUUGGUGUAUGGAGUACUUUGAUGGAGAGUACACAGCGUGGCAUGGGGGUAUACCACAUCAGCUGCCUGUUCUUAAACGCUAUAGUCAUAUUGGGGUACUCUGCAGUUUCCCUGCGGGACAAGUCAUGUUUUUGGAGGUGGGUAAGAUGACCCCCCUCUUCUCCUUCUGUGUUGGGACGUUCACUGAUAGUCUACAUUUGGCCCUAUGUCCUGGGCACGACCACAAUGGGACCAAUACUAAGCCUAUAGUAAUCUGUAAUGCACCAUCUCCCACCAGUGACCUAUGAGAGUUAAAGGGGCACUAUGAGUUUUUAGG